UCGGUCAAAUGGCAGAGCAGAUGUCCACCACCCAAAAAUGCCUCAGGGAAUUGUCCCGCGACGACGUAGCGUUAGAGUCACUCGCAAGCAACAUCAGCGAGUUUAGCUAUGAUCCGGAUCAGGGUUGCACGUUCGAUUCAUGGUACUCUCGAUAUUCGGAUCUGUUCGACAAGGACGCUAAAAAGCUAGAUGACUCCGCGAAAGUGCGACUGCUUAUGAGGAAGCUCAAUCCGAUGGCACACGAACGGUAUACGAGCUUCCUCCUCCCCAAGCUAUCCAAUGCAUUCACCUUCGGUGAAACCAUCGUGAAACUGAAGUCACUUUUCGGGUCCCCAGUAUCCGUGUUCCACCGUCGAUAUCAAUGCCUACAAACGGUCAAAAGUGAUUCAGAAGACAUCUUAGCAUACUCUUGUAAGGUGAACAAGAUGUGUGUCGACUUUAAGCUCUCUGCACUUACAGAAGAGCAGUUCAAAUGCCUGAUCUUCGUCGCGGGCCUCAAGUCGCCCAAAGAUGCCGAUAUUCGAAUGCGUCUGAUUACAAAACUCAACGAAUCGUCGGACAUCACCCUGGCCAAGAUCGUCGAGGACUGCCGGAACCUGUGCAAUCUGAAAAACGACAACGUGAUGGUCGAAAAACAGUCCCCAGUGUCAGUGCAUGCAGUGAAGGAGAAGACCUACAAAAACAACAAGCCCAAACGUAAACAAAUGGGUGAAAAGACGGUUACCGAUCAGCCACGGUCGCCUUGUUGGUCCUGCGGCGGCAUGCACUACUCCAAGGAUUGCCAGUUCCGGGAUCAUCUGUGCCGAGAGUGCGGAAAGAAAGACCACAAAGAGGGCUAUUGCUCCUGUUUUUCCGGCAAAGCUGUCGGGAAUAAGCGAAGCUUCAACCCCAAGAAGGCAACCAAGGUGGUUUCCGUAAACGCAGUCAACCACGGAAGAAAGUUCACCGAAGUGGAAAUCAACAACGUUCCGGUUCGUCUUCAAGUGGAUUCAGCUUCCGACAUCAGUAUCAUCACCUACGAGAUGUGGAAGCAAAUCGGGAGACCACGAACGCAACCUACGUCCUGCACGGCGGUAACAGCAUCUGGCGAGCCGCUUCAACUAGCCUCUGAGUUCUGGUGCAACGUCUCACUGAACGGAACGUCCAAGAAAGGUUUGUGUCGUGUUGCUAUACCGAACAUUAAUCUUUUCGUUUUAGGAACCGACUGGAUUGAAAUGUUUGGGCUGUGGGAUGUUCCAUUCAACGCAUUCUGCAGCCAAGUCGGUUGCCUACCAGCAAAAGGUGUCAAGGAACUGCAGUCAAAGUUCCCCAACGUUUUCACCAACAAAAUGGGUCUUUGCACGAAAACCAAGGUCCAAUUAUCACUUCGUGGAAAGCCCAAACCUGUGUUCCGUCCAAAACGCCCGGUGGCAUUCAGCGUCAAAGGUAGUGUCGAGCAAGAAAUCAACCGUCUGCACAGUCUAGGAGUCCUACAACCAGUCGACUUCUCGGACUGGGCUGCGCCGAUUGUGGUCGUCAGAAAGCCAAAUGGUAGUGUCCGAAUAUGCGCAGAUUUUUCAACCGGGCUUAACAGUGUACUCGAGGCCAACCAGUACCCUCUUCCCCUGCCAGAUGAUAUUUUCGCCAGAAUGUCCGGAUGUCGUGUUUUUAGCCACAUUGACCUUUCGGAUGCCUACCUACAGGUAGAGGUGAACGAAAGCAGCCAGCCCUUACUCACAAUCAACACUCAUCUGGGGCUCUACAGAUUCACACGGCUAUCUCCAGGCAUCAAAUCAGCUCCCGGCGCGUUUCAACAGAUUACUGAUGCGAUGACUAGCGGACUUCAAUUCACCUCUGGUUAUCUUGAUGACGCUAUCGUUGGUGGAAGAACAGAGGAAGAACAUAACCGGAACCUACAUCUCUUUCUUGGUCGCCUCCAAGACUACGGGUUUACGGUGCGCAUCGAAAAAUGCCGAUUUUUCAUGUCCCAAAUCAAAUACCUCGGUCAUAUUCUGGAUGGUGAUGGUGUUCGCCCAGAUCCAGAAAAAGCUUCCGCUAUCGCUACCAUGCCGCCACCUCACGAUAUUUCCACCCUCCGUUCAUACCUCGGAGCCGUAAAUUACUAUGGCAAAUACAUUCCAGAGAUGCGCAAGUUACGGUUCCCUAUGGACACAUUGCUGAAAACGGGGGUCAAGUGGGAAUGGAGUGAUGCUUGUCAGAAAUCGUUCGAUAGAUUCAAGCAACUUUUACAAUCACCACUAGCACUCACCCACUACAACCCAGCUUUAGAGAUAGUGGUAUCAGCUGAUGCGUCAUCGAUCGGCAUUGGAGCACGAAUUGCACAUCGGUUUCCGGACGGAACAACAAAAGCAAUUUGCCAUGCUUCCCGGAGCCUCACAUCUGCCGAAACAAACUACAGCCAAAUCGAGAAAGAAGGCUUGGCUCUCAUCUUUGCUGUGACUCGAUUCCAUCGUAUGCUUUUUGGUCGGCACUUCAUCCUCGAGACUGACCACAAACCGCUGUUGGCCAUUUUUGGGUCGAAAAAAGGCAUUCCAGUCUACACUGCAAAUAGACUCCAGCGAUGGGCCUUAACUCUUCUUUUAUAUGAUUUCACAAUCAAAUACAUCUCAACGGACAGUUUCGGGUACGCAGAUAUACUGUCACGGCUAAUCAACACCCAUAUCCGUCCCGAAGAAGAGUAUGUCAUAGCAUCAAUCGAAAUGGAGAAAUCUAUCGACAAUGUUAUUCAUCAAACGCUUGAGGUGAUCCCGCUUACUUUCAAAACGAUCCAAGCAGCAACAGAAGCAGAUCCACUCCUUAAGCAGGUGCAAAACUUCGUCCAUCAAGGAUGGCCGAAUAAAAAAACCGAAUUGAAAGAUCCACAUCAGCAGCAGUUCUUUUUGCGUCGUGACGGAUUAUCUAUCGUCUCCGGCUGCCUUACGUAUGGUGAGAGAUUGGUCAUACCAGCGAAACAUCACAAGCGAGUACUACAGUUGCUCCAUAAAGGUCAUCCCGGCGUAGAAAGAAUGCGGUCCAUCGCCAGAAAUUACGUUUACUGGCCUGGGAUCGACGACGACAUAACGCAGCUCGUUCGUUCUUGCGCUGAAUGCGCGAGUGUGGCAAAAACUAAUCCCAAAACCAAUUUGGCAUCCUGGCCAACGCCAGCAAAUCCUUGGCAAAGGGUGCAUAUGGAUUAUGCUGGUCCCAUCGACGGUUGGUACUUUCUGAUCCUGGUCGACGCCUUCAGCAAGUGGCCCGAAGUUGUUCCCACCAAACGCAUCACCACCGAGGCGACAUUGGCUAUACUGCGUGGCAUUUUCGCUAGGUUCGGCAUGCCUGAAACUCUUGUUAGUGACAAUGGUCGUCAGUUUGUCAGUGAACAAUUUGAACGUUUUUGCGAUCAAAAUGGUAUCCUGCACCUGAAAACUCCACCCUUCCAUCCGCAGUCAAACGGACUCGCUGAACGUUUUGUGGACACGUUCAAACGAACCUUGAAAAAAAUCACAGCGGGGGGAGAAGCCUUUGCUGAAGCAAUUAACACCUUUUUGCUCGUCUACCGUUCCACUCCAUGUCGAAGUGCACCUGAAAACAAAACACCAGCUGAAUUAUUGUUAGGCAGGCCUAUGCGAACUUCGCUUGAUCUUCUUAAACCACCUGCGUCCUUCUACUACGAAGAAAAGCAACAAGAGCAGCAGUUUAACCGCAGGCAUGGUGCCAAAGCUAGGAGCUACGAUCGCAAGGAACUUGUUUGGACUAAAGUGUUCGAACACAACAAUUGGAAAUGGGAACCUGGAGAAGUUAUUGAACGUGUUGGCCGUGUCAUCUAUAACGUAUGGCUGACAGUAAAACAAAAUCUUGUCAGAUCACACUGUAAUCAGUUGAGGAAACGAUUCGAGAACGAUGAGGUUGAACACAAUGUGCAGAAACAAAAUCCUGAAAUUCCACUUGCAAUCCUGCUAGAAUCCUGGGGCCUAGGUUGUGCACCAGCUUAUCCGGAAAAUGUAAUAGUCGAACCCCAAACCCAAUCAGUACCGGAAUCCAACCUUCCGACUAUUGAUGAACUCCAGCAAGUCGAUAGACCACGUCAACGGAUCCGCAGACCAGCUCAUCUUCCAACUCCAGUAGCUGAACCAUCCCUACUUCGCCACUCUUCGCGUACCAGAAGAGCUCCUGUGCAAUACGGACCGUAUCAGCUUUAUUGA
Molecule: messenger RNA, 4181 nt
Organism: Uranotaenia lowii
Lineage: Eukaryota; Metazoa; Arthropoda; Insecta; Diptera; Culicidae
Exons: 1
Coding region: 9-4181 (1390 amino acids)
Biological process (GO): DNA integration
Molecular function (GO): nucleic acid binding
Source: RefSeq, a predicted model, not a curated record